GAAGGCUGGAACACGGAAAAGGUGCACAUUCAUUCAGUUCGUGCUGUCAGUGGGCUCUAGUGCUGUCUGAAGCAGAGGCGAGGUGAGACCGGUCAGCCGGGAGUUCUGCACCAGCGUGCUGCGUGCGGUCCACAAGCCGGGACCCCGAGGAGGAUGAAUUGAAGCUAGCAACUCCGGACGUUAGAUUAACAAGGGAGACCUUUGUUAUUUAAAUGUAUAUUUUUGACCCGAGGGAAAAGAUCAGCUGAACCAAAAGUGGCGGCUUGAAACACCCAAAGCCCCCUUGAACAAGUGCAACGCGAUCCAUAAACUACCAUGGCCAAGGAGCAGGAGAAGAACAAAGUCGCUUUGCUGGAGCUGCUGCAGAGACCCGGCAACGGCAGCUGUGUGGACUGUGGUGCUUCAGAUCCUGACUGGGCCUCAUUCACGUUGGGGGUGUUUAUCUGUCAGAACUGCUCUGCGAUUCACAGGAACAUUCCCCAGAUUAGCAAAGUGAAGUCCGUCCAGCUGGACAUGUGGCAGAAAGCCGAAGUCGAGUUCAUGGCUUCCACUGGAAACAAUGCUGCUAAAGCCAAAUAUGAACAGAAGGUGCCACCUUUUUAUUACAGACCGACAUUUGCUGACAGCCAGAUUCUAAGGGAACAGUGGAUUCGCGCCAGAUACGAAAGGAAUGAGUUUGUCUGCGUCGAAAAACAAGAGCCCUAUUCUGCAGGAUACAGAGAAGGGUUUCUAUGGAAACGAGGGAGAGACAAUGGACAGUUUUUAAGCAGAAAAUUUAUUCUGUCUGAGCGCGAGGGAGCCUUGAAGUACUUCAACAAACAUGAUGCAAGAGAACCAAAGGCCAUCAUGAAGAUUGAAACUCUGAAUGCGACGUUUCAGCCCUCAAAAAUAGGAAACCCUAAUGGCCUGCAGAUCACCUACCUGAAGGACAACAGCACUAGGAAUAUAUUUGUUUACCAUGAAGAUGGAAAGGAAAUUACUGACUGGUUUAAUGCCAUCAGAGCUGCAAGAUUCCACUACUUACAGGUGGCUUUUCCGGGAGCUAACGACGCAGAUUUGGUGCCAAAACUUACCCGGAACUAUCUGAAAGAGGGCUACAUGGAGAAAACUGGUCCAAAGCACACAGAAGGCUUUAAGAGAAGAUGGUUCACCAUGGAUGACAGAAGACUAAUGUAUUUCAAAGACCCGCUGGAUGCCUAUGCCCGUGGAGAAGUAUUUAUUGGAAGCAAGGAAAACAAUUACACAGUGCUGUCUGGUCUCCCAACGUCUACCCAGGGAUAUCACUGGCAGUAUGGCAUCACUAUAGUCACUCCAGAGAGAAAAUUUCUCUUCACAUGUGAGACUGAACAGGACCAGCUGGAGUGGAUAGCUGCUUUUGAGAAAGUCCUCGACAGGCCAAUGUUACCACAGGAGUACGCAGUGGAGGCUCAUUUCAAACACAAACCGUAAGGGGGACUCAUCCAGUCAAGACCAGAAGACUGGCGACAGGCCAGCCGGAAAAGACACAGCGGUUUGCUCAUCCUUCAUGGCAAAUAAAGACGUUUGCGGUGAAUUGUCUUUUCCAAAAAUGACUUGACUUGAAUCUGUCUGACACCUAAAGCAAAAGAGAAUUCAUUGGAGAAAAAAGGGGAUGGUAUCUGAGCAACAAACUGAGCAUCGGGAACAGGGAUAAGAUGCCCUGCUAGUUUGUGCCUCUGUGAUGUGCUGUACCUCCAUCAUUGUUGUGGUGAACUGUAGCCUUUAAUGAAUGUUGUCUAAUAAUAUUGAUGUGACUUGAAAAGUGAUUGUAACAAGUAAUUCAAUAUAAUUACAGAUGCCUAAAAGCAUAGAAAUGUUUAUAGUGGUAAUACUGGGGCACGUUAUCCUGCAGGUCGAGGUUUUGACCAGUGCUGUCAACUUCAGAUACAAAAAUGUAUUUUGCUCAGCCAUUUAAAUGGUGGGAUAUUCUUUUAUUGGUCUUCAUGAGCAAACCCCCACUGCACAGCAGUUGUCUUUAUAACUGACUUGGAAUACCUUUUCUACAGCUCUGACAUGUGCAACUUCUCUACCACCUACUGUAUUUUAGUUUAAACAGCAAAUGUCAUUUGCAUAAACAGUCUCUAUAGCUUCUUUAAAAUUAUGGAUCUUCAGAUGAAUCACUGUGAAAGCUGUUUAUUUCCCACCAUUUCCAAAGCGUUGCUUUCUACAUAAUCAUUAGAAGUCAUAAGGUAUUUCACAGAGGAGCAUAAUGGAAAUGUUUCUGCUAAUGUCUUUCUUUCUUCUCCAGAUGUCAAUGUAAAGUAGAAAGUUUUGUAUCCCAGAAUUGAAAGGCAGGAACCCAUUUAAAGAGAGUGGACUGAGAUGUCAUAACCUUGAAAUUAUAACCUAUUGUCAUAAGCUGUGAAACAACUUAAUCCUGUUGUUCCUUGAAAACUGUUUGCCAAUUUUGUUAUUUAUUGAAAUAUGUUAAGGUUUUUAGGUUUGCUUUAAAAAGAUGAAAAAUCCAGCAUCUGUAUGUAUACAUAUGAAGGAUGUGUAAGUAUGAAUGAAAUAUAUGAUUAUAUAAUUUUGCUUUUCAGUUGAAAGGGAGCGAAUUAAAUCUCUAAGUAGAAUUUAAGGAUGUUUUUAAAAUAUUGAGAAUGUUGCAACAGCUUGUGGAUGAAAUUCACCAGGUUUCCACAGUUAGCAGUCCAUUUUUGUAACACUUCAGGAAACACUUUGGGUGAGCUGUCCGUGGUGGACAGCUGUCCUCACAUAAGAUGCAUCUAAUUGCACAAGAUGAUGCAAGUAUACAAACACUGAGAUCAUCUGAAGAUGGUAGAACUGAAAUCUUGAUGAAGUGAGUUGUGAUUUUCAGUAUUUUUCAAGCCACUUUGGAUGCAAAAAAAAAACUUUUUUCUCUCAUUUCAAGAAUAUCUUUUUAAAUAUAAAGAAAAAUGGAAAACUGCGUUAUAGUCUUUACACAACCGUAUAUAGACUAAUGCCGAAGAACUGGAAAGCAACAUACAGUAUAUACAAACAGGCGGGUGAGGAUAGUUUAAUUAUGCAGUUGAAUGAAACACUUUAGUACAAUAUUACAAAUUCAUUUGUCUGCCUUGGAUAAUCUGUUCCCCAUGUUUAGUCAUCUUGGGAAUGAGAGUUUAUAUUUGAUUCUAGUGUUGAUUCAAUUUGUUGCAGGUUGCACAGGCAAAGCUUGUAUGUGUGGCCUUCUGGUGAUUGGAAACUACUAUUGAUUUGGUAGCCAUUAACAAAACAAACAAGCACUUCAGGUACUUCAGAAACAGCCUGGGUAAACUUAAGCAUACAUAAGGCCUGUUUUUUUAAUUUCUAAACAAACCAUCAGCUACAUUAUUCUAUAUAUGUUUUAUUUACUCAGCUGAAGUACACACAGUUCAGCUCCUAGGUUGGCAUUUUUCUUUCCACUUGAUCCUGGCUUUGCCUUCCAGUGGGCAAAUUGGGACUAGAAUCAUGUUUCUCUCUAACAAAAUUCAACCAGCCUAACAUCUUAUUUGUCUGUUUCUCUGAUCAAAUCAAAUGUAUAAAAGGAGCUUUCACAAGCACAGCUGCUACUGACUGUUAAUCACUGUUUUUAAACUCAAGCUGAAACGGUCAUGUGCCACAUCCAAUUCCUUUCACUGGACCUCCAUACAGGCAUUCCAGCCAGACGUGCUCCAAGAGGGACAUGCUUGCUCAUAAGUGUGCCAUUUAAUUCCUGAUUUGAUUCUAUUUCAGAAAAAUGUUAUCCAGUAACCUACUAAAAUAAUACAGUGAGAGUUCUCAAACCAAAUUGUAAGUUUAAACCAAAUAUAAAUUAAAGGCAAAUGCAUUUUGCAUCUGCGGACUGAAAAUAUGAAACAAAACCAACACAUUUGCAGAAUGCAAAUGCUGUCUUCUAAAAAGAUCUUAGAUGUUUCAAUUGACUUUAAAAGAACACUGCAGGCGAUAUUUUGUCAGUGCGUGUGUUUUCAUGGACGGGCAGCAAAAACUGAUUGUGAUAACUGACUUUUCUGGGUUUUUUUUAAACUGAUUGGGAUCACGAAUCUCAGAAGCUGCUAUGUGAAAGGUUAUGACAUUUUUAGUUCUCACUUGACACACCCCUCACUCUGCAAUCAGCUUUGUAGAAAUUCUCCUCCUCAGCAAGUUCUCGUUGUUACGAUAGUUAUCAGUUCCUUGUACCUUUUAUGAAUGUUCAUACUGAAGACCGUGUUGCCAAAAAGACACAAAAUUGUCCUCGUUAUUUCAGAAAAUGAGUAAUAAAAAUGGCAAAAACUAAUGAGAACAUGCUUUUUGUUUUCAAUAAUACUACUGAACUCAACCAGAUCUUUUGGACAGAUUUGUAACUGCUUCAAUGCUUGACCUUGUUUAAUGAUUUUCUGUCAUUCUUAGAAUUACUGCCUUUUACAGUAAUCAUACUGUUAAUGUAUCAGAUUAUUACAGACUGGCGGCAUGCUGGUGCAGUGGUUAACACUACUAGGGACCCUGUGUCCGGUUCCUGGGGUGCUACAGUAUCUGCGUGGACUUCAUACAGUAUGUUCUCCCCAUUUUUGUGUGGGUGUCCUCUGGAUGUUUCCUCCCGCAGUCCAAAGACAUGCUGGUACCGUAGGUUCAUUGGCUUCUGGGAAAAUCUGUGUGUGCCCUGUGAUAGACUGGCAUCCCGUCCAGGGUGUAACUCGCCUUGUUGAGACCAACAGCCUGUCUACUUUCAAGCAAUGGCUGCAUGAGAUCAUCGAAUCAAACUGAUACCAGUAACCAAAAGGGCUGCACAGAUCAAAAACUGUCCUCUCAAUUGAACCUUAUAAUGUUCUUGUAACUUCUUGAAUCAGCACAUCAGCAGCAUGAUGUACAAAGGUAGUAAAUUAAGUGAUGAUGUUUGAUAAAAGGUUACACAUGAAAAAUCUGACUUCUUGAACCAGCGUUAAGAUAAAUCAAGUUAUAAAACAGUAAGUGCAAAUAAUUUUAGACUCAGCUCUAAAUAUUGCUAAAUUCUUUCAUUCACAUUCCUGUGGAUCUCGAAUGCUAACAGGGAUUAAAUACGCUGUGAUAACUCAGAUGACCAUGGGAAAAAGGAUAUUGAAUUUGUAACUCAUAAGGGGUUUUUGUAUACAUGCUUGCUCGAUUUUUUUCCAUGUUUCCAGGUGGAGCCAAGAAAAAAAGCUACCUGCUCCGUCAGUCUGUAGCCACGCCCACUCGCAUGACAUCUCUCGCAGGCCACGCCCCGCGCACCUGUGCGCCAGGUUCUGCUGGAGAGAGCGGAGCUGAUUUAGUGUCUUCGGACAGGACAUCCUUGGCUCAGCUGCUGGACUUAUUGAUAAAAUGUAACGAAGUUCCAGUCUUCAUUCCGGUCGUUGCCUAGACUGAUGCCUUGGAGAAACAGUAACGUGCUGUGUGUUUCUGUUUUUCCAUGUAGUUGCACCCAAAUGUUUUUUGUACUUUGUAGACUUGUAAAAGCGUAAGCAUUAAUGUAGCCGUGCUUUGCCACUUUGUAAUUGAAAUGCAUGUUGAUUUUCACUUUGAAGCCUGUGCAUCCGACGUAUUGUAAUGCUUUGUUUUGUAUGCCAUUUUCGCUCAAUAAAUUGUUGAUUGAACCUUGA
This is a messenger RNA of Lepisosteus oculatus (spotted gar), 5570 nucleotides long. RefSeq names its product arf-GAP with dual PH domain-containing protein 1. Gene Ontology annotation, biological process: positive regulation of GTPase activity. Gene Ontology annotation, molecular function: GTPase activator activity; phosphatidylinositol bisphosphate binding; phosphatidylinositol-3,4,5-trisphosphate binding. NCBI's taxonomy places the organism in Eukaryota, Metazoa, Chordata, Actinopteri, Semionotiformes, Lepisosteidae. The record is from RefSeq and is a predicted model, not a curated record. Gene Ontology annotation, cellular component: plasma membrane; cytoplasm; intracellular membrane-bounded organelle.